Solenopsis invicta (red fire ant) is the source of this 385-nucleotide messenger RNA. RefSeq lists its product as uncharacterized. The transcript is spliced from 2 exons. The record is from RefSeq and is a predicted model, not a curated record. Lineage: Eukaryota; Metazoa; Arthropoda; Insecta; Hymenoptera; Formicidae. Bases 1 to 318 code for a protein of 105 amino acids.
AUGCACAAAUCUUUUAAUGAGGAAAUCGUAGAAGAUAUUUGCUUACAUUCUCAAAGAAAAUGUGAAACCGCAGGAUGUGCUAGAUUCGUGACAAAAGAACUAAGCUUACAAGGCGAGUAUAUAUUAUUUGAAAUAUACAGCGAUGAAUUGGAGAAUAGUGAAAUAUUGCUCAAAAGAUUACCAACGACGUUAUUGUUGUCAAUAACAAAUUAUGAAUACAAGCUCCAUGGCAUAGUGGCAAUGAAAUUGCCAGCAAUUACCACCCGCAGAAGUAAUGACGAAAUUAUAGGGCAUUACACUGCCAUAUGUUACAGGUAAGGAACCUGGCUAGAAUAUGAUGACACGGCCAAAUCAACUAAAAAAUUAAAUAACCAAAAAAAAUUCU